Metarhizium album ARSEF 1941 is the source of this 378-nucleotide messenger RNA. RefSeq names its product amino acid transporter. The record is from RefSeq and is a predicted model, not a curated record. Bases 1 to 378 code for a protein of 125 amino acids. The transcript is spliced from 2 exons. Lineage: Eukaryota; Fungi; Ascomycota; Sordariomycetes; Hypocreales; Clavicipitaceae.
AUGACCUCGACGCACCGGCUUGCUGAUGCCUCGCUCAAGUCCUGGGGCGCGUGGCUCGCCUGCGCAACACUCCUCUGGGCCGUCUCGUUCACCGUUGCCGACGCCGUUACCGUCUUGGACUCCGUCUUGUCCGUCGCCUCGGCUGCCUUUAUUGCCUGGCUCACCUUUGGCAUCGGCGGCGUCUCUUGGUACCACCGCAACUGGCGGGAAAAGUUUGACGGGAACAACGUCCCGCUCGCCGUGGCCCUCUUCAUGAAUGCGGUCGGCCUAUGGGCCGCCGUCAGGCAGCUGAUGGACGUGUUUGACGACAAGGAGAGCCGCAUUGGGUAUGGCAUCCGUGCUCAACGGCAUCGACACUUCCGUGGUCCUGCGGCCUGA